AUGCGUAAUUGGGUAGCGGAAGCCGAUGAGCAGAUGAAACUGGAGGGAAAGAGUAUUAGCCCAUUUAUGCUGGUCCUUAGUAUCACCCUAAUCUUCCUUCAGAAUUUUGUAGAUUUCUGUAAUUCAUCUUUUACAUUGAAACCAACCCUACAAUCCACGCUUCUGCUUCUUUAAGCAGUAUGUUUUGUGGAACGUCGCAAUAAAAUCAAUUAUCAAGUUCAGAUGCAUCGACUUCUUGCGGUUGUACUGUAGUUCUAACCGGAAAGGAAAAGGAAUUGGGUGUAAGUGGUGGAGAGGAAUUCGGUGAUGGCGGUGGGGUUGCCGCUGGAUUUGCGGGACUUCCUUCUCCGAGCUCGUGUGCUGAGGCUUUAUCGACAAGCUCUCAGGACCAUUCGCAGAGCUCCCGUUGACUCUAGAGCUGAAUUGAGGGAUAUCAUUAGACAAGAGCUGGAAACCAACAGGAAUUGCAAUGACAAACAGAAAAUUCGGUUUUUGAUUAGCGAUGGAUUGCAAAGAUUGAAAGGACUGGAUGAGACGCUCGAUAUGCAAGGCCGUGGCUAAUGUAUGCAAGCUAUGUGCUUUGUACUUUCCUGAUGUGUUCUAUGGGGAAUUGUCACCAUUAUCUUGAAGGCUCAUCAUCUUCUCCUUCCUGUCACAUCCUUUAGACAGAUAAGUCACAAUUGAUAGGUAUGCUCCUCUUCCUCAGAUGAAAGACAUCUUAGUAAAAGCUUUUGCAGAUUGUAGGCCCAUUUCAUUUCUUGAUGCUGGAUGUCAAAGCUUAAUUAGUUUUGGCAGAAAUUGUCAAAGUCAAUUAGUACUAUGCAAUGACAUGUUAGGUCUCUGACCGAUUCUUUGAUGCUGGAUAUCGUACUUCGAACAAUCUCGGUGGUUGUGCCAUGGUAUACAUUUCUCCCCUUGGAACUUUUUCA
Coffea eugenioides is the source of this 929-nucleotide messenger RNA. RefSeq lists its product as uncharacterized. The coding region runs from base 307 to 561 and encodes 84 amino acids. The record is from RefSeq and is a predicted model, not a curated record. Gene Ontology annotation, cellular component: mitochondrion. The transcript has 2 exons. Lineage: Eukaryota; Viridiplantae; Streptophyta; Magnoliopsida; Gentianales; Rubiaceae.